UGCCUUAAGUACUUUCUGCAUUCACUCGACUCGCCAGUCUGCAAUUGUCAAGUGCGGUGCUCGCGUGGGAAGGUCCUCCUCACCUCUGCCGUGAACCCUUUUGGGAACAUUUGGUGCUUGGCCGGCAUUUUUCGCCAAUUUAUACCCGCGUCAAUGAUCUAUCUCACGCAAAUUGUAGCCGCGAUGCCGUGGACCAACUGAGCAGCCUCCAAAGGCAGAGAGCGUCUCUGCCUGCCCGAAUAUGAGCGCCAAAAGACUCACGCCGUUCGUAUUCCUGCUGCUGCUCUACGGUUGGGCCGAGGCGGCCCAUCCGCCCAAGCAGACGGGCCCUUGCAGCUGGGUCAUCGACACCGUGCUGCGGCCCACGGGCAUCAUUCAAACACCCAACUUUCCACAUCGAUUCACAACGCCCGCUAGAUGCCGGUGGGUGUUGAACUCUUCGCAGUCACCGGAGACGCACACCAUCAUCUGGUUCACGCAAAUCUACGUGCUGACCGGUCUGAGGAUCACCGAACAGUUGGAAGAGUCGUCCUCGGAGUUGGCCGGCUCGCGGGUCCUCCUGGACGCUUCCGCCCACGACCAGCUGCUCAACUACACAUGGGUUCGCUCAGCCAUGCCCUACCUGGUGGUCGAACUCAACCUCGACCAACUCGAGGGCAACCACGUGCGCACCAGGGACAAUUUGCUCGACGUUUUCGGCUUCAACAUGACGUACGAGUUGGUGCGGCACGACAAAGAGAAUGCGCAACUCCCGAAACGCUGUAGCGUCGUCGAGUGCUCCUAUGCUGGCGACUGCCUGGCAGACGCUUCUUUUACAAACUAUGGGUGCGCUUGCUAUAAUGGAUUUUCUGGCGACCAGUGCCAAUUUGGUCCUCUUUGCAACGCAGAACUCAAUCCUUGCUUGAACGGCGGUAUUUGUAGGCACAUGACUGUGGACGCUGUUUUAUGCACCUGCACCGACUCCAGGUUUUACGGGCCUCUCUGCGAGUUCUCCAACGUCACGGACUGCGAGCAGGGUGGCCUGUGUGAGGCGCAGUGUACUUUCGACGGCAACCCCCAGUCAGCCUGCAAAUGCGGUUUGGGGGCGGCGGUUCCAGUUGAUCGUGCUCGAUACGAGACGACCCUCGAGCUGCUGAACAAAACCCACUCUCGGGCGUCGCCGUCCUCUGUGGCAGCUGCGGUCAACCCUUUGGAUGAGGUGAUUGCUGGCAAGCUCCUCAAAUUCCUGCGCUCCACCAAUUUGACCCGAGUGGAAGACGUCAAGGUCGUCAAAAUCAUACCCGGCGUUUCGCUCACGUUCAGCUUCAUCAGCGCCAAAAACGAGAACCAGGUUUUGCUGGCCAUGAACAGUCUCAUCCAGAGGGGCCGACUCGGACCCUUUGAACUCAAAAAGACGUCCGCGCGGGAUCACAAAAAAGAACCUGCUCUCUUCCUGGAGAGUGUCCGAGUGAAUCGAGAUCGAAUUUUGCAUGUAGGCGAUGAGUUCAUCGUUUCCUGCUUAGCUCAGGGAUCAACAGCCAUGGAGUUUCGGUGGUUUAAAGAUGGCAUUCCAGUAAACGAAAGCCUUGCCCUAAGGGACAUGGAGCAGACAUUACUAGAUAGAGACAGUCGUGACAUGUACACAGCCUUAUUAAGGGUUUCCUCGGCCACUCCUUUGGACGAGGGAAACUAUACGUGCCAAGUAGUUGACCGCGAAGUGCAGCAGUGCAAAUCGCUCUACAUCGAAGUCGCCUCUCCACCAAUCGUUACCAUCAGUCCCAUGAGUGUAACUCUUUCGAAGGGAGAAAACCUGACAAUAUUUUGCAUGUCGUCCAAUGACAAACGAAGCGAAAAGUUUGGUUUUAAUUGGACAAAGAACAACGCUCUCUUGCCAACAAACGCAGGUCGUGAAAUGAUGGAGGAUUUGCACCCAGACGGCAGUCUUCUCCGCAUCUACAAUGCUCAUCAAAGCGCAACUUACGCCUGCCACGUUCAAAGCGGCGCUGGUUCGAGCUCAGCAAAGAUAGAGGUUUCCGUCACGUCACCAGAGGUGAUUCCUUUGUGCAGGGGAGAGAGCCUCAUGGGAGUGCAAUGGCCUCACACCACCCCAGGCCAGGUGGCCAUGCAGCCGUGCCCUGUGCAGCAGCGCUGGAGCACCAGGGCCGCCCGCAGGACCUGCACACUUUACGAAACGGGAGUGGCGCGUUGGCAGACGCCCGAUUUCUCCGAGUGCGUCUCGGCGAAAUUUGAGAACAUCAGGAGGAAGUUCCGUCUUUACACCCUGGGCUACGCGGCCACCACGCCAGAAUCUACGAUGCGAUCUGUGCUCAUUUUCCUCGACUCGCACAAAACGCUUCUGCCUGGCGAAGGCGAACCCGUGCUGGACCUUUUGUCGGAGGUCCACGACUUCCUCAGAGCCAAACCUCACAGCAGACCCACUGGGCAAACCAUCGCCACAUGCAGGGCCGCGUGCCAAGCUCUCAACAUGCUGCUCGAGCACCCAAAAUCGAUUAGCAAGCCAGCGAGAGUCGGGCAGCUGCAGCAGCUCAUGCGAAAACAAACCCUCCUGUGGGGCUCUUACUUGGGCGCCCCGAGCUCAGCCCAUCUUGAUUUGAGUUCCGUCCUCUUGGACAUAGCGCGAUUAACCACCACCGGAACGUACAAACUUCGCUACCCGCUGCGUCCCUUUGACUAUCCCGGCUGGUUCACGGACAAAUUGGACGUUCGCAUUCAGGCGCCGUAUGUCAUCAACACGACGGUCACUGACGCCAACCCAAACAAGAAGACAGUGACGACCAUCAAGGGACAACAGACCUUCACCACGGCCACCGACGCCAACGUCACGAUUUCUGUCAUCGUCUACCGUUCUAUUGCCAACUUUCUGCCCGAGAGAUACGUCUCGCGCUUGAGAGACGGAGAUUCUGUUGAGCUCCAGUUAAAUUCGCGAGUCCUGACGAUCGCCGCGUCUCGCGGUAUGAAGGAAGACCCCAGUUUACUUGACGUGGAGCUCGAACUCGAAAGUCGGGCAACUUCGAUUAGUCACAGCGAGCGGCACCUCUGGAACGCGACUUGCGCCUCUUUUGGAGGAAAGUCGUGGACGGUGGACGCGUGUCAGGUGACAUUCGAGUCAGACAACAUCACCAGAUGCAGAUGCUUCCAGCCUGGCACAUAUGCAGCCAUGCUCGCCAUGCACGCGCCACAUAAGACCUCCGCGUCGAGCUCGCCGCAGCUGCCAGUGGCCGCGGGUUGCGCCUUUUGUCUGGUUCUCAGCGCCGUGUGCUGUGUCCUGCUGACGGCCCACAUUUGCCUGCGCAACUCGUGCCUCGUCUUUUUGAAACUCCAGGCGGCAGGGGCUGUGCUUGGGGCCACUUCCGUGUUCCUAUUUGCCUCUACUGCAACAGUGCCGCAGGGAUGGUCAGGCGCGUUGACCACAAUCCUGGAGAGCUGCCUUUUGGUCGGCCUGUCUUCCCCCCUCAGCACGCUGAUGCUGGUCUACACAGAAGUAGUCCAGAUGAGGCCCAGCGCCGGAGUUGCCUCAAUCAAACACCUGCGCCAAACUGUGGUUAGCGUCAUCACGGGUCUCCCAGUUGUUGCUGUGUUCUGCUCACACCUAGCGCAUUCAUCCACAUCACCAAACCCGCAGUCGGUCCUGCUGCUGAAUGCCGGCUCGGCUCGCUUCAACAUUUUUGUGGCUUGUACGCUCGGCAUGGCCCUCAUUUUCUUGGUAGUGCACGGCGGCACAACCAGGCGGCUGCACGUCCUGGAGACGCAGAACUCGGGCAAGAACAAAGCUAUAUUGAGGAGGAUCGGUUUGCUCAAAAGGGCCACUGCGAUUUUCGCAGCGCUUAUCUCCGUCAUCUUCUCCAGCUUGUUGCACAUUAACUUGCCUAGCAGAACUUAUCAAUUUGUGUUCAGCCUGAGCUGUGUGGUUUUGGGCAUAACUCUUAUUGGGAGCUACAUCAUCAAAAGUGAAACGCCGCUCAAGCUCAAGGACCUCAUCCAGUCCAAGAAAAAGAAGAAGAAGCAACAGCAGGAAAAGAAGGAAGAAGGCGCCCCGGAGUUCAGUUCAGAAUCGUUAGACAGUCCACUCAGACUGUUUUUGCGGCCAGACGUGACGCACGGCAACGAGUCUGGCAAUCCUGGGGUGGUGCUCGACGCAGAGGAGGUUUUGGCUAACAACAGCAUAGUCGCAACACCCUUAGACGAGGGACGCGAGUUGUUGCCCGUCGGGCGCCAAGAUAUUUCCAGGAGAGGUUCCAUUUCGCCCAAUAGAAGAACACAGCCGUCCUCAGAUAAUGGAACCAUCGAAACGUAUGUGCAGCCCGACUGCGAGACAUCCACGACUUCAUUAGAUCGCUACAGCACAGACAUGCAGCUCAUUCCUCAGCCCCAACCCGGACGGUGCUAUAUUCCGAGUGAUGGGCUAAUUGUUCAGGUCUGUGUGGAGCCUGAACCGCUAAAAGGUUAUGUGCCGAUGGCCCCAAAACAGACCAUGAGCAGGGCUAUUCCUGUGGCGCCUCCUUGUGUGCCUGACAUCACCUUUUCCUGCACAGGGUCGAGCUCACAUUGCCCUCCGCGCGCCUCCGAGCCCAUAGAGAACCCAAUCUACCUGAACCACUCGCCCAAAAAAUUGAAUCCUCCGCGUGUCACCUUUUCGGGCUGUGACACGGUGCAGGAGGUGGAUUUGCCUCCGCCGCCUCCGCCGCAGGCGUUGAGCGAAAGCAAGGAGCGCAAGCAGCCCGAGGGCCGCGAGAUCAGUCACCAAGACAACGUUGAGGGCAUGCUGGACAGGAUUUCACAUGAUCUUGAUUAUCUUUUAAGCAGGAGUAACGGGAGUGGCUCGGACGUUGUGUUGCCAGCGGCCACGCCAAAGCCGGCGGCACCCUUGCGCAGUGCCCUGAAAAAGACCACCAAGUCCGUCAAAAUUCGAGAGCCAAGCAGUAUUAUUUUCAUCAGCUCAGACUCGUGCGACCCGUGAUAAGACUGACGUCAACAUUUUUUGUUUCACCCUUUUGUGUCUGUGAUUGUUGUAGAGCGAAAAUCUCGGGGUUCUACACUGGCUGGCGGCUUCGUUCAAAUUUGGCCUUGCAAUUUUGUUUGAUGAGAGCUUGAACAGCGAUUAUUAUAGACACAAAAUAUAGGUUGUAUAUUUUUACAUUAACGCUAAGUUACGCUGGCCAGCAAAAAGAGUUAACCCUAUCUAGCGAAAAACUGGCCUACAUAGGGCUCUGGCAGCCCUAGCUUGAGUGCAAGUACGUAAAACAUGCGCAUUUUGUGAUAUCUACUAUUUCAUUUAUAGUAUUUCACAUCAUAUGACCACCCUGCUGGUCGGUCAACUGCCUAUUGAUCCGAGAAGUAAAAGAAGCCGGAUUUCUUACUUUUGCCAGUUACACAGCUAGACUUUCUUGCCAAUGUUAUGCAAAAUUCAUGCUGGAGUGUUUGAAAAAUUAAUUCACGUUGUCGCUCUUGAUGUAUACAAUUUUUGGAUUUUUGAAAGUAGUGCAUGAGUAAGUGCAUAAAGAACCACUGUUCACCUCAAAGAACUUUUCUGACCGUUUCAAUGUUGAGUACAAAUUAACUUUGGUAUUUUUCUAUAAAUAAAAGCAAAUAAAAAAUUAACCAGAUAUUUGAUU
This is a messenger RNA of Neocloeon triangulifer, 5612 nucleotides long. RefSeq lists its product as uncharacterized. The record is from RefSeq and is a predicted model, not a curated record. Gene Ontology annotation, molecular function: G protein-coupled receptor activity. NCBI's taxonomy places the organism in Eukaryota, Metazoa, Arthropoda, Insecta, Ephemeroptera, Baetidae. The coding region runs from base 242 to 4957 and encodes 1571 amino acids. Gene Ontology annotation, cellular component: membrane. The transcript is spliced from 24 exons.